Messenger RNA from Heterocephalus glaber (naked mole-rat), 940 nucleotides. RefSeq names its product kallikrein 1 (gene Klk1). Gene Ontology annotation, cellular component: secretory granule. Lineage: Eukaryota; Metazoa; Chordata; Mammalia; Rodentia; Bathyergidae. The record is from RefSeq and is a predicted model, not a curated record. Gene Ontology annotation, molecular function: serine-type endopeptidase activity. Gene Ontology annotation, biological process: regulation of systemic arterial blood pressure; zymogen activation.
GGGGCUCUGGGGGAUAGGGUUUUUAAAGGCUCCCCAAGGAGUUCCCCACCAAGCAGCUCACUGCCUGGCCCUGGACACCUCUGUUGCCAUGUGGUUCCUGAUUCUGGGCCUCACCCUGUUCCUGGGGGAGACUGGUGCGGCGCCAACCAUCCAGUCCCGAAUCGUAGGAGGCCAGAGCUGUCCGAAGGCUUCCCAGCCCUGGCAGGCGGCUUUGUACCACUUCAGCAACAUCCAGUGCGGGGCCGUCCUGGUGGACCCUCAGUGGGUGCUCACGGCCGCCCACUGCAUCAGCAACGACUACCAGGUCUGGCUGGGUCGCCACAGCCUGUUUGAUGAUGAAGACACAGCUCAGCACGUCACCGUCAGCCAGAGCUUCCCUCACCCACUGUUCAACAUGAGCCUCCUGGAGCCGCAUCCCAGCAACCCAGAGGACGACUACAGCCACGACCUGAUGCUGCUCCGCCUGAAGGAGCCCGCGCGGAUCACAGAGAGCGUGCAGGUCCUGGCGCUGCCCUCGGAAGCAGCAGCGGUGGCAGCCAAGUGCCUGGCCUCGGGCUGGGGCAGCAUAAACCCGGAUGCCGACCAUGCUGUGUACCCAGACAACCUGCAGUGUGUGGACCUCAAAAUCCUGCCCAAUGAGGACUGCGCAAAUGCCCACGUGGUGAAGGUGACAGACAGCAUGCUGUGUGCGGGGCACCCGGAAGGUGGCAAAGACACCUGUGUGGGUGACUCGGGGGGCCCACUGGUCUGUGAUAGAGUGCUGCACGGAAUCACAUCAUGGGGCUACAACCCAUGCGGAAUCCCCGGGACACCUGGCAUCUACACCAAUAUCAAACAGCACCUAGAGUGGAUAAAUGAAAUCAUGGCAAAAAAUCCCUGAACGCCCUACGCUGCCCCUUACUCCCCUGCUCCCAAUAAAACCCAAUAUGCUUCAAAUGAA